This is a messenger RNA of Abrus precatorius (Indian licorice), 6118 nucleotides long. RefSeq lists its product as uncharacterized. The transcript has 18 exons. Gene Ontology annotation, molecular function: poly(A) RNA polymerase activity; mRNA binding. NCBI's taxonomy places the organism in Eukaryota, Viridiplantae, Streptophyta, Magnoliopsida, Fabales, Fabaceae. Gene Ontology annotation, cellular component: nucleolus; TRAMP complex. The coding region runs from base 105 to 4475 and encodes 1456 amino acids. Gene Ontology annotation, biological process: RNA 3'-end processing. The record is from RefSeq and is a predicted model, not a curated record.
UUCGCCACGCUCGUCUCCCUCACUACGAGAUGAUCCCUGUAACCUCCUAAACGAUCGAAAAUUCCCAAAAAAAAACAAACAAAACCUCUAUCUGACUCGCUCUGAUGGCUCACCACCAACUCAUUGACUCGCUCACCUCCCACAUCUCUCUCUACCAUUCCCAAUCCCCUAACCCUAACCCUAACCCUAACCCUCACCCUCGAUCAUCCAUCCUCAAAUGGUUCUCUUCUCUCUCUCUUCACCACCGCCAAGCUUAUCUUACCAUCGUUGAUUCCAAUUUCGUCCAUAUUCUCCUUCAAAUGCUCGUCAAGCUCCGAUCCCAUGGCCAUGGCUCCUUCAUUCUUCUCCCUGACCUUCCCUCGCGAAAUCCUCCCUUCCUCCCCACCCUCUGCUUCAAGAAAUCGCGUGGCCUCCUCGCCCGCGACGCCGAGUCCGAUGCCUCUGGGCGGCUUCUUUUUAACUCCGCCCGUCUGUUCGAGUCGCGCGAGGGAGAGGAGGUUGCUGCGUGCUCGUGCUCCCCGAGGGGCCUCGAUGCGGUGGUGCUCGCCGAGGGCCUCGUGGAGGAUGUGGACCGGUUUGUGGACACCAUGGACCGGAUCUCCAAUGGAGGGUUCCUCCGCGGGGAUGAGAGUGAUCUCGGGGAGGAUUGGGUGGAGCUGCAUUGGCUCAAAUCGAAGGGUUAUUACAGUGUUGAGGCAUUUCUCGCGAAUAGGAUCGAGGUUUCGAUGAGGUUGGCGUGGUUGAAUAGCAGUGGUGGGAGGAAGAGGGGUGUGAAAUUGAAGGAGAAGUUGAAUGCGGCUGGUGUUGCUGCGAAUGUGUUUUGGAGGAAGAAAGGGUGUGUGGACUGGUGGGGGAAUUUGGAUGCUGUGACAAGGAGGAAGGUCUUCUCCACUACCAUCAUGAAGGCUGCGAAACCUUUGAUUCAUGAGGUUUUAAAAGUGGCAAGUAGUGCCUUUGAUGGUGAGACUUGGCUAUACAGUGUGGGAGUGGAUAAAGUAAUGCAACACAAUCGUCCUGUGUCAGCUCAAAGGACAGUCCCAGCUUUUCCUGGAGAGGAACUUGACAAGUCUUCAUCAGGUAAACCUAAAGAAAAGCUUACUGUUUCUAACCGUAAAAAGAAGGGACGAAACCGCAAUUCUAAAAGGCAAAAUCCUGUCCCGAAGACAUGUGUUGAUGAUAUUUCAUGUGAAAAUCCACUCAAGGACAUUGUGCAUGGUAAAAAGAAGACUGAUUUAGUGGGAUCCAGGGAACUACCUCCUGUUAAUAUGGGGAAGGAGAUUUCUAUGGAGAGCUCUUCAUCAACUGUUAAAAUGGAUCAUACUCAAGGAUUGGAUGUUGGAAAAUUUCGAAGCACUCCAAGGAGAAGUAGAAAAGAGAAAAAUAAAUGUAAAAGCACCCCUAUAGAUAUCGCAGGUGGAGAUUCUCAAAAGUCAACUAUGCAUGCUGCCUCUACCACUGUUAUUUCUGAAGGUGAGGUGGCAAUAUGUGAUAGGUUUUUAGGUAGUUCUGCCAUUCAGAAUGUCAAAAAUGACAAUUCAAUUGGUCAUGACGUCCUUGCUUCAAAUUCAAGCCUUUGUCGUUCUGUUAGUGGGCCUACUAAGGAGAACGGUUCUACAAGGAAAGUUGAAGGAGAGACUGAAGGUCUUGCUGAAAGUGGCAAUAGUUUAGGUCCUCAGUGUUGUUUUUUGUCAGAUGAAAGGAAAACUUUAUCUUCUGGAUUAGAUACUUUAACUUGUGAUGUAGAUUGUAAUGCUAUAACUCCUCCAGCACCUGCAUUGAAGCAUGGUAGUUUCUUCAGCAAAGAAGGUACCUGUCCUUUGAUCACAUCGCGUGCUGCCAAAGCUGAUAUAAAGUCAAUUACUCCAGACAAACUGAUUGGAGAGGUUCAUGGAAAAGAAUUUGGGCUGUUGAAGGAGCAAGAUAGAUGUCUAUUUGAAAGUAGAAAUUCAGCUUUCUCAAAAUGCAGUCCGUAUGAGUGGCCUGGUGUACCUUCUAUCUAUUUUCCAUCUUUUAACUCACAUCUUCCUCCUGCCACUGAUAGACUACAUCUUGAUGUUGGGCGGAAUUGGCAUAAUCACUUCUGCCACCCAUUUGUUCCGACAUUACCACAGGCUAGAAAUACACCUAUUGAAGGUGGAUGCAACCAAAUUCUCUCUCGUCCUAUUCCUAUGAGUUUUGACUGGCCCCCAGUUUUUCGUGGUGGGAUGACUCCGCUGAACUAUAAUUAUGACACUGGUUUUAUGUCUAGGAAGCAAUGUACAUUUUCGAAAGGAUUGGCUGUUCACAGCAUGCAGGUUGAUGCAACUGCUCCUGAUGAUGAAAGAAAGUAUGCUGGGGAUGUAUGGGAUUUACCUGAUCUAACAAAUGCACCUGAGCUAACAGAUGAAUUUGACAACCACUGUGUAUCUGAGGAAGAGUAUGAGGUUCAUACUGUUUCUGGUAUAGAUUAUAAUCAAUAUUUUGGUGGAGGCAUAAUGUACUGGAACCCUUCUGAUUAUCCUGGCAAGGGCUUCUCUCGGCCUCCCUCUCUUAGCUCUGAUGACAGUCUAUGGGCUUUGCGUGAAGCUGACAUGAAUAGGACAGUAGAUGACAUGGUUGCUUUCUCAUCUUCAUACAGUACGAAUGGUUUAACAUCUCCCACUGCUGCUACAUUUUGUUCACCUUUUGAUCCUGUAGGGACUGGGCCGCAGCCUGUUGGUUACAUGAUGUCAGGUAAUGAAGUACCUGGAAAGAUAUUGCAUUCUUCAUCAGUUACAGAUGCAGCAGUUGAUGAAGAUACUUCUGGUUCUUUGGGUAAUAAUUUAGCUGGAGAAGUUGAAGGGAAGGCAGGUGAUUCACAUCCAUAUCCCAUUCUACGGCCAAUAAUUAUUCCUAACUUGUCAAGGGAAAGGUUUGAUCAUAAAAGUCCCGGUGUUCCUCCCACCAGGCGGGAGCACCCACGCAUAAAGCGGCCACCAUCACCUGUAGUGCUUUGUGUACCACGUGCACCACGUCCACCCCCACCUUCCCCUGUGAGUGACUCCAGGAAGCAGAGGGGUCUUCCAACUGUUAGAUCUGGUAGUUCCAGCCCAAGACACUGGGGAAUGAGAGGCUGGUAUCAUGAUGGGAGUAAUUUGGAGGAAGCUUGUUUAAGGAUGGAUGGUGCUGAAGUUGUGUGGCCUUGGAGAAGUAAUAAUCUUGCAGUGCGACCCUUGAUUCAGCCUUUACCUGCUGCCUUGCUGCAGGACCGCUUGAUUGCAAUGUCACAGAUAGCACGUGACCAGGAACAUCCAGAUGUCACAUUUCCUUUGCAACCUCCUGAGUUACAAAGCUGUUCUGCACCAAGUGCAUCUUUAUCUUUGAUGCAUGGCAUUCUCCAUGAUGAGAUUGACUCUUUCUGUAAACAGGUUUCUGCAGAAAAUAUGGCCAGGAGGCCUUACAUUAAUUGGGCUGUCAAGAGAGUAACUCGAUUUCUGCAGGUUCUGUGGCCCAGAUCCCGGACAAACAUAUAUGGUUCAAAUGCUACUGGUAUGUCUCUUCCAACAAGUGAUGUUGACCUUGUGGUUUGUCUCCCUCCAGUGAGGAACCUGGAACCUAUAAAAGAGGCUGGAAUACUUGAAGGUCGUAAUGGUAUUAAAGAAACAUGUCUUCAGCAUGCGGCUAGGUAUCUUGCCAAUCAAGAUUGGGUAAAAAAUGAUUCUCUGAAGACAGUGGAAAAUACAGCUAUUCCUAUUAUUAUGCUUGUGGUGGAAGUACCUCAGGAUGUUAUCAUUUCAUUGGAUCCUAUGAUACAAUCAUUAAAAGAAGAGCUGCAUUGUAUGCAUGGUGAACAUGGUAAUGGCAAUCAUUCUGAAAUCGUCCAUUUAGAAGAAUCAGCUUUGUCAAAAGGCUCCCAAAUGAAUUUUGAUGCUUUGAAAUCUAAAUCAAUCCGUCUGGACAUCAGCUUUAAGUCCCCAUCACAUACGGGACUCCAAACCACAGAAAUGGUUAAGGAGUUGACAGAGCAAUUUCCUGCUGCUACACCUCUUGCUUUGGUACUAAAACAGUUUUUGGCAGAUCGGAGCCUUGAUCAGUCCUACUCUGGUGGCUUAAGUUCUUACUGUUUGGUCUUACUAAUUAUACGUUUUCUUCAGCAUGAGCACCAUCUUGGCCGGCCAAUCAACCAAAAUUAUGGAAGCCUUCUGAUGGAUUUUCUUUACUUUUUUGGGAAUGUGUUUGAUCCUCGUCAAAUGCGGAUAUCAGUUCAGGGAAGUGGACUUUAUAUAAAAAGAGAAAGAGGUUGUAGCAUUGAUCCGAUUCACAUAGAUGAUCCACUUUUUCCAACUAAUAAUGUGGGAAGGAAUUGCUUCCGAAUACAUCAAUGUAUUAAGGCAUUUUCAGAAGCUUAUUCUGUUCUUGAAAAUGAACUCAAAUUCCUAAAUGGUGAUGGUGAAUCAUGUUCAACGCCAAGUUACAGACUGCUUCCAAAAAUCAUCCCAAGUCUUGAUAUAUCAUAAGAUUCUCAUUACAUGAAGACUGAAAUGUUAUGUAGUCUGAAAGGCAGGGUCCUACUUGUGCAAGGUUAUCCAUGCCAAAAUAUUGGUCUUUUGCUCUGGGCAUGCAGAGGAUACCUGGAAGCUGGAGGCUGGCAUUCUGAGUUGUGGGUGGAAGUUGAACAAUGCAGUAUUUUUCUCGUGUCUUGACUUCCAAGCAGUGUCACCUAAGAUGUUUUCUUGCAUGUGUUCAUAAGUUUAUUCAUUGUUAAUGUUGCCAACUGCCAAGAAAAAGGUUAGGACUUUAUCCUAGACGUGGUGGUGGUGGUUGAUCUUCUGGUCUGCUGGAUCAGUGUGGCUGGUUUAACCAACUUACUGCUCAGAAACUGAUUUCCUGCUCUCUGUCAGUGAGCUUUUUAAUAUAUAAUGAAUGGCAAACUGAGUUCUUCAUCAUAUAUGUUGCCAUGCAAAUUGUAUGCACAGUUCUUUAUUUGGAAGUUGGAACCAGUUUCUGCAUCUUUUUGCCUUUAAAUAUUUCCUUAUCUUUGGUUUUUCUAACAUUUCUUUUCAGUUGAUGUGAAGUGGCAAAAGAUGGUAAUUUGAUGCAAAAGAGUAAUCUGAGUCUUCUGUCACACAAGUAAUGGCACCAUCAGCCAAGUUUUAUUUCUGUUGCCUAAAGCACACAAAUUCCUUUGAUAGUAAUUUGAUGUUGUGUUUCCUGAUAUAACCAUCUAGAACUCAAAUCUAAUUCCAACAUCUGAGUUCUUUUGUCUUUAUAUAUUUUUUGUUAAAGUAAUUUGAAAAGCAUGGAGGUGGAAGGAAAUCUGCCAGCAAGUAAUUUCUCAUCAAAAUUGGUGUUUUUAACAUGUUAGAACUCACUGAUAUCAGCUUCGUUUUGCCACAUAACUGAGUUUUCUACUUUUCUUAUUGAUAUGGCUAAAUAAAUUGUGAAAUUAAGAUAGUCAUUGUCUGCCAACUGAUUGGAGUAAGGAUCUCAUUGUUGUUUAUCUUUUUAAAUUAGUAUGAUCAUUAUUCAUUUUUCCUUGUUGGUAUUUGAGAUACAGAGGCCAAGCCUUGGUGCAAUAGUAAUUUGUUACCUCUUGACACAGUGAUAUACAGGUUCAUGUUGCCAAAACAGCUUUUCCACUAGCGGAGUUGAGGUUGUGUACCUGUGGCCUUCCCUAGACUGAAAAACAGUGCUGAAACGUGGAAGCAACCCCUGAAGAACCAGUGGUUGGACUUGGCUGGAGGAAUUAUGACAUGAUAAAUCGUGCUGUUUGCAUCAAAUAAUUGGGUUAUUGUGCAUUACAAGAUGUUUAUCAGAAUUUGGGGGUUAUGCAAGUGAUGCCAACUUGAUGUGGUCUGACUUCAUAAAGCUCAAGAUUAAGGAGAGGAUUUUAUUAAAAGUAGAAAAUCAUUGUAUUGAUUUGAUUGAAUGAGAUGUUAGAACAAGUGUAGCGUACAUGUAUAUAUAUAGAUUAUCUUGUGACAGCUAUGCAAAAAACUAACUUAAAACGACAAAUUCUCCUAACUGUUGCUAACAGCUCAAGGACCAGGAUGCAGUACAGUGUCUAGACUAUAUUAUGUUGAAGGAUGAAAGUGAUCAACACGAGAGCCCAUUUUUAAUUUAUCGGUUUCGAAACUAAUAAUAAAUUGUUCUAGUUUUU